AUGCAGUUUGAAGACUACUUCUCGGUGCAGAUCUUCUUCAUCAUUCUCCGGGAGACGAUCGAGAGUGCCAUCAUCGUGUCGGUAUUGCUCUCGUUCAUCCGGCAGAACGCCAUCGACCCGGCGACAGGCGGGCUGCUGGUGGACCCGGGGGUAUACCGGUCGAUGCGGUUGCAGGUGUGGCUAGGGGCGUUUGGCGGACUCGGGAUCUGCAUGCUUGUGGGCGGUGUGUUCAUCACGCUCUUCUACUUCAUCGGAACGGACCUCUGGUCGUACGCGGAGCGCAUCUGGGAGGGUCUCUUCUCGAUUCUGUCGAGCGUGAUCAUCGCCAUGAUGGGUGUGGCGUUGUUGCGGAUCAACGCGAUGAAAAACAAGUGGAAGGCGAAGAUGGUGCGGUCGUUCAAGACACACCACCGGCUGGCCACGUACAACGACGGCAGCCCGAACGUUGCUGCGGAGGCAGCGGAGGCGCUGGACUUGGAUCGGAAGCACGGGAUGAAAGAGAAGUACUUUCUUGCGUUCCUCCCGUUCAUCACGACGUUGCGGGAGGGUCUCGAGGCGGUGGUGUUUGUGGGCGGGAUCGGAGUGAACCAGCCGGCGAGCUCGUUCCCGCUGGCGAUUCUGUGCGGCGGGGCCCUCGGCUUCUUCAUCGGGUACCUUCUCUACAGCGGAGGGAACCACAUGUCGAUCCAGUACUUUCUGAUCGGGUCGACGUGCUUCCUCUACCUGGUGGCGGCGGGCCUCAUGUCCCGCGGGGUGUGGUUUCUCGAGCUCGAGCAGUUUGUGAGGCGAUGCGGCCAGGACACCAGCGAGGCCGGCUCAGGCCCGGGCAGCUACGACGUCUCCAACACGGUGUGGCACGUCAACUGCUGCAACGGGCUCACGGACGGCGGGUGGAUGAUCUUCAACGCGUUGCUCGGGUGGACCAACACGGCCACGUACGGGUCUGUGGCGGCGUACCUCGUGUUCUGGGCGCUGAUUGCCGGCAUGUUGCACGUGCGCAGCGUGUUUGAGAAGGAGGGCCAUGUCGAGUGGCUGCCCGUGCGGUGGCAGCUCAAGUACAUGCGCAAGCGGAUCCUCGUGGACCAGCUGUUUGUGCAGGAGGUGGAGGAGAUCGGCGACAUGGGCAGCAGUGACAACGACGGCGGCGUCGACGUCCCGGGCGGCAGCCACGGCGACCCGGCGGCCGGCGCCGGGGCCAGCGCACGGUGGAACGACACGACGCCUCUUCUAUAG
This is a messenger RNA of Pichia membranifaciens NRRL Y-2026, 1233 nucleotides long. RefSeq lists its product as hypothetical. The transcript has 2 exons. The record is from RefSeq and is a predicted model, not a curated record. Lineage: Eukaryota; Fungi; Ascomycota; Pichiomycetes; Pichiales; Pichiaceae. Bases 1 to 1233 code for a protein of 410 amino acids. Gene Ontology annotation, biological process: iron ion transmembrane transport. Gene Ontology annotation, molecular function: ferrous iron transmembrane transporter activity. Gene Ontology annotation, cellular component: fungal-type vacuole membrane; plasma membrane; high-affinity iron permease complex.